This is a messenger RNA of Rhodotorula toruloides NP11, 1767 nucleotides long. Its product is annotated as small nuclear RNA activating complex, polypeptide 3, 50kDa. Gene Ontology annotation, cellular component: snRNA-activating protein complex. The transcript has 6 exons. The record is from RefSeq and is a predicted model, not a curated record. Gene Ontology annotation, biological process: snRNA transcription by RNA polymerase II; snRNA transcription by RNA polymerase III. NCBI's taxonomy places the organism in Eukaryota, Fungi, Basidiomycota, Microbotryomycetes, Sporidiobolales, Sporidiobolaceae. Gene Ontology annotation, molecular function: core promoter sequence-specific DNA binding; RNA polymerase II cis-regulatory region sequence-specific DNA binding; RNA polymerase III type 3 promoter sequence-specific DNA binding. Bases 1 to 1767 code for a protein of 588 amino acids.
AUGCCGCGUCCUGUGCGUGGCGCGUCCCGCUUGUCGCCCACACCCGGCGCAGUACCUGCCACCCCCUCGAAUCUCCCGUCAAAGAACAUCCGGUACUACAACGAGCCGCUGGGCCCGCCGUCCGAUGUGCUUGACCCAGCUGCCUUUGCGAAGCGUGUGGAGGACGCACUCGCGCUGGCGCAGUCGAAACUGGCGGAGAUCAAGCAGGGCUGGUCGGAAUUGGGUGUCGAGGUCGAGGAGGUCCUGAAGGAGAGGUGCAGCGUCGACGACUUGCGCGCCGAGAACGACCAGAUCCGCAACGACUCGCUCAUCCGCCCCGACUUGCAGCACUGGGUCGAGGACCGCUGGCUCCCGCCGAACCGUCCACGCCCACCUCGUCCGCACGAGAGGCGCGCGCAAGCGGCGAAGGAGGCGGCGAAGCCAGUCCAGGGAGUUGAGCCGCAGGUAGACGGCGAACCCGAACCCGAACCUUUCAAGCUGCCGGGACAGGCUGCGCUCGACAAGGCUUUCGAAGAGGCGGAGCAAUCCGGGCUCAAUCUACUCAAGCGUCCGGAUGUCAGUCACUACCUUCGCAAGAGCAAGAUGCCCGACUUCAACUCGCUCAUCCUGCUGCGUCCAAGCGAGAUCGACGUUGCGCCUCCCGCUCGCACCGACCCGCUCGCCCACCUCGUCUACACGAUCACCUUCCACUCCAUCCCUCGCAUCGUGCACAAGACUCCCUACUCGGUCCAGCGCCAGACACUCGUCUGUCUCGGGUCCAGCACGCUCUCGCACAUUCGCUCCAACCUAAUGAUUGGUGGCGACAACGUCCCUGUCGAGAAGAGCGGCGAAUCGGAUGACGAGGAAAAGCAAGAGGCUGAGAAGGAUACGGAGGAAGACGAGGUCGAAGACGAGGACGAAGCGGAGGAGCAGCCGGAAGCGAUUGAGGUCUACGACCGUCCGCAGCAAAGGCUGGCAGGGAACUUUGGAGGCGAGUCCGGCGAGGAGGAGGCGGAAGAGAGACCGACGCAGUGGAAGAACGAGCGAAGGGUGACGGGGGCGGCUUUCGUUGCUGAAGGACGGAUCUACGCGGACGACGCGCCGGGCGUGAGCGACUAUGCCGACAUACUCCUCAAAGGGAUCGCUGCGAUCGACAAGCGCGCGGCGGACGAAUCUGCGGUCGAAGUCAACGACCUCCCGAACCCUCACGCCAAUCACGCCGCAGAAGUCGCCGCCGCCAUCCAAGCUGCGUCGCAGGUCCCACCGCUCGUCGCUCGCUCGGGAUCCAAACUUGACUACGUCCGGGGCUCGCCGCUCAGGGAGGCGAAGCUUGGGGAGAUGCCGCUCAGGAUGGGCCAGCCGUACUUAUUCGUCCACCAGGGUAAUUCGGAGCACAUCUGGACCGUCGAUGACGUGCGCUACUUGCACCCGUCCGAUCCUUCCCCUUUCCCGCCCGAAGGCGACGCCGACGACGCCCCUCCUCACCGCCUCGUCUACCCAGUCACGACGCACCUCUCGCGCCAGAUCGGUCAGUCGAGGUGCAUCGUCUGCGACCGCGAAGCGAUCGAGCUUGCGGUCCUCAACGACGAGCUUCUCGGCGAGUCGCCUGCGCUGAUCUGCCGGUCUUGCUUCGAGGCUGUUCAUCCGCCGAAACGGAAGGAGCGCGAGGACGAUGCGAAGGGGAAAGGAAAGAGGCGGAAGGUCGACGUCGGGCACGAGCGUGUGAGGGACAGGGACAGGGAGUCCAUGGACGGCGUCCAAGUCGUGCCUAUCCUCAUCGAGCGGUAA